AUGAUUCAGCGGAUAUGAUUUAGGCGCAUGAGCAUAGCACCGUAGGCGAACAUCCUAAUUUUGAGAAUACCUUGAUCUGACGGAAAAACAGGUUGUUUAGCUGUCUAUUGAGAGUAUUUUCUGUGGAUUUUCGCCGUAUUUGCAGACAUGAGUAGUUCAGAGGAAGUAUCAUGGAUAUCUUGGUUUUGCGGACUCCGUGGAAACGAAUUCUUUUGCGAGGUGGACGAAGACUAUAUUCAGGACAAGUUUAACUUGACAGGACUAAAUGAGCAAGUCCCACAUUACCGUCAAGCUCUGGAUAUGAUACUGGACAUGGAACCAGAUGAUGAGCUAGAGGAUAACCCAAACCAAAGUGAUUUGAUUGAGCAAGCUGCCGAGAUGUUAUAUGGACUUAUACAUGCCCGCUAUAUCCUCACAAACAGAGGAUUGGCACAAAUGCUUGAAAAGUAUCAAAACGGAGAUUUUGGACACUGUAGUAGAGUAUACUGUGAAAACCAGCCUGUUCUUCCGAUAGGUCUAUCUGAUGUUCCUGGUGAGGCUAUGGUAAAGCUAUAUUGUCCAAAAUGUAUGGAUGCGUACACACCCAAGUCAUCACGUCAUCACCAUACAGAUGGUGCAUAUUUUGGCACUGGUUUCCCACACAUGCUGUUUAUGGUUCACCCUGAGUAUAGACCAAAGAGGCCAGCAAAUCACUUUGUACCAAGGUUAUUUGGCUUCAAGAUUCACCCAAUGGCAUUCCAGAUUCAACAACAGGCAGCUUCACAGAGAGGGAGGUCAGCUUCAGCUCGACCUCGCUCAACCAAGCCACACUACAAAUAGAACCCAUGCACAUCAACAACAUCCUUGGGGCUUAAAGCAUGGCGGCGAGAGUGCAGAAAGCAAGGUGUAAGAUGAAAUUAAGUUAGGGGCUUGCUUUCUUCGCUCUCUCUUCCCCACGCUCUGGUCUGGGUUUCCAAGGAUGUAUCCACACCUAAAAUUCACACAUUAUGAGAAAGCAAAAGUAGCUUAACCUUGCGAGUCUAGAUUCAUGGGUCGCUAUGACUACUCAAGCAAUAUUAAUUUUCUCGACCUGAUUUUUCUCUGCACAUACAAUUUCUUUUGAGAUCUGAAGUAUUUUGUAAAUUUUGGUCAAGUUAAGCUGAUUGUAUGGAAAAUCAGAGCUGUAAGCCAUGCUCGAUGACCCAGCAUAAUAUCCACUAGACAGCUAAUAGAAAGCAACCACUUUGAAUGCUGGAUCUUUGAGCAUUGCAGUAGUCUUUAACUUUGAUUCAAAUGUCUUCCACUCAGCUUUCCCUGUGUAGUACUUCUUGUAGCCUUGGCUUACUAAAGGGGGAAACAUACCAAAGGCGGUAUUUUCCCUAGUCUUCGAAACGAGAACAACAAAUAUACCACGAUGUUCGGUUUCUCUUGCAAAUGACUUUGUAUGACCACUGAAACAGUUAAUGUUGUAUUAAAUGAAAUCGAAAAAUACAA
Molecule: messenger RNA, 1473 nt
Organism: Nematostella vectensis (starlet sea anemone)
Lineage: Eukaryota; Metazoa; Cnidaria; Anthozoa; Actiniaria; Edwardsiidae
Product: casein kinase II subunit beta
Exons: 7
Coding region: 148-819 (223 amino acids)
Cellular component (GO): cytoplasm; protein kinase CK2 complex
Molecular function (GO): protein kinase regulator activity
Source: RefSeq, a predicted model, not a curated record